This is a messenger RNA of Theobroma cacao (cacao), 1022 nucleotides long. Lineage: Eukaryota; Viridiplantae; Streptophyta; Magnoliopsida; Malvales; Malvaceae. The record is from RefSeq and is a predicted model, not a curated record.
GUUCUUGAGUAUUUUCGCAUUGGAAUACUCUUGUGAGCUCUUACGCUGGGAACACCCUUGAGCACUUCCAAGCUGGGAACACCUUUGAGAGCUUCCAUGCUUGGAACACCUUGGGCGCUUUUGUGUUUGGAACACCUUGGGCGCUUCUCUUCUUGGAACACUUCUGAGCGCUAUCACAUUUGGAACACCCUUGAGCACUUCCAUAUUUGGAACACCUGCUUCGGUGCUUGUAACACCUUCUGUGAUUCUGCGCUUGGAAUACUCUUGGGCAUUUCUGCACUUGAAACACCCUUGGGUGCUUCCGCACUUGAAACACCCUUAAGUCUUCUCUCUCAUUUUCUUGAAUGUCAUAUAAAUCACUCGAUUUUCUGGAAGACUCUUGCCCCUGUCACCGUGAGUCUAAUUCUAAUCCAUUUAUUCAUUCAGUCAUUAUAUACGUUUAUGUUCUUCCUGAAGCAAAACCAAAAACACAUAAAACUAUGGCAGAAAGCAGGUGGUGAGCCUCUGGCAGGGGCGCUCGGGAAGGUUAUUCACACGCAGUUUGGUUCUCUGGAACGGUUGAUUGACAAAAUCAAUAAGGAAGGUGCUGCUUUGCAAGGCUCUGGCUGGGUGUGGCUUGCUCUUGAUAAAGAAAAUGAACUCAAGAAGCUUUCCAUUGAAACCACCGCAAAACAGUUGUUGUAUGUUAAUUGAUGUGCAGCUGCAACAUAUACAAGGGGCCUUGAAUAUGGAACUUUUUGCAGGAUCCACUCGUGACCAAAGGAUCCAGCUUUAGUUCCUUUGUUGGGGGUUGACGUCUGGGAGCAUGCAUACUACUUACAGGUGCAUCUUCCUAUCCUUCACAUUUGAUCUGCAUCUGCUUAUAUAUGACUCCUGAGUCCUGACAGCCAAGAAUCUGGUUGGUUGAUCCAUUGUGCUACACGUACAGUUUUUCUUUUUAAAGUGCCUUAUCAGAUGAAAUCCAGGGAAUUUUCUGGAACUAAAAUUUAAUGUGAAACUUCUGUCAGCUGCCAAGAAUUAAA